CACGCGUUCCGCGAGCGCGUCAGUCCCCCUGACUGUUGUCCGUCUGCGAGCACGAUGAAGGAGCCGGUACAUCACAAGGACCCAAAGGUCAUCAAGCAGCUGCAGUUCAGCUUGUUCAAUCCCCAGGACACGGUGAAGCUAUCCGAGUUCGAGAUCACGCAUAGGGACUUGUAUACGGCUACAGAUCGCUUGCCCGUCAAAGAUGGCGUACUCGAUCGGCGACUGGGGACGACUGACAAGAGCGCAUUCUGCGAGACGUGCGGGCAGUCCAGUGUGAACUGCGUGGGGCACUAUGCAUACAUCAAGCUCUGUGUUCCCGUCUUCCAUAUCGGCUACUUCAAGCAUACCAUCGGCAUCCUACAGUGCAUUUGCAAGACAUGCGCCAGAGUCUUGCUGGAAGAGCCCGAGCGGCGCACCUUUCUCAAACGCUUCCGCCGCUCCAACCUCGAGAACAUGCAGCGCCAGGCCCUUACCAAGGCCGUCAACACGGCGGCUCGCAAGGUUGUCUACUGCCCGUACUGCGCCGCAACGAACGGCACUGUGAAGAAGGCGGGCGCGCUGAAGAUCAUUCACGAUAAAUUCCGCUCGAAGAAGACGGCGGACGAGAUGGAGAGGUGGAAGCGGACCUUUGCGAGCGCGAUCGAGGCGCAGAAGGAGCUCGCGCAAUUUCUGAACAAAGCGGUGAACGAGGAUUUGAACCCGUUGAAGGUGCUGGACUUGUUCAGGAGGAUAUCGGAUGAGGACUGCGAGUUGUUGGGCUUGCGACCAAAGUUCGGCAGGCCGGAGGAGUUCCUUUGGCAGUAUAUUUCUGUACCUCCAGUUGCCAUCCGUCCUUCCGUCGCACAAGAUGGCGCUUCCAAUGAGGAUGACCUCACGGUCAAGCUGACGGAGAUCGUCUUCACGAACGCGCUCAUUAAGCAGGGCCUUGCGAAAGGUGCGCCCACACCACAGUUCAUGGAACAAUGGGAAUUUCUCCAACUCUCCGUGGCCAUGUACAUCAAUUCCGAACUGCCGGGCGUACCCUCCCAGCCUGGCCAACGCCCCAUCCGCGGCUUCGUCCAACGCCUAAAAGGCAAGCAGGGCCGCUUCCGUGGAAACUUGUCGGGCAAGCGUGUCGACUUCUCAGGCCGCACGGUCAUUUCGCCGGAUCCAAAUCUCAGGAUAGACGAGGUGGCGGUCCCAGAGAGGGUGGCGAAGAUUUUGACGUAUCCGGAGAGGGUGACAGUGCAUAAUAUGGAGGGAUUGAGGAAGGCAGUACUGAACGGUCCGGACGUCCAUCCGGGGGCGAACUUUGUGGCGAGAGGGGAGAACAAGAAGUUCUUGAAGUUCGGUAAUCGGAAAGCGGUGGCGGAGAACCUGGCCAUCGGUGAUGUCGUUGAGCGGCAUAUUAUAGACGGCGACAUCGUACUUUUCAACCGACAACCGAGCUUGCACAAGCUCUCGAUCAUGUGUCACCGAGUCAAAGUACGACCAUGGCGCUCCUUCCGACUCAAUGAGUGUGUCUGCGGCCCCUACAAUGCCGACUUCGACGGUGAUGAGAUGAAUCUUCACGUCCCUCAGACCGAAGAAGCUCGCACCGAAGCUCUCGAGCUUAUGAGUGUCAAGCACAACCUCGUCACUCCACGCAACGGCGACCCCGUCAUCGCCGCCAUUCAGGACUUCAUCACCGCCUCGUAUCUACUUUCGCGCAAGGACACUUUCUUCGACCGCCGCGCAUUCACGCAGAUCUGCUGCUAUCUCGCCGACGCGAACAUGCAGAUCGACAUUCCACCACCGACGAUACUGAAGCCACAGCGCCUGUGGACCGGGAAGCAGAUCUUCAACGUCCUUAUGCGCCCGAACCGCAAAUCGAAGGUGUUCGUGAACGUCGAGUGUAAAUGCAACAAGGUGGAGGAAGUGAAGAAGGAGCAUUAUCCUGCGAUCGAGAAACCGAGGAAUGAUCUCAUGGCGAACGACGGGUGGCUGGUCAUCGUGAACAGCGAGAUCAUGUGUGGAUUGAUGGACAAAGCGACGAUAGGGAGUGGCAAGAAGAAGUCGAUCUUCGGGGUGAUCCUGCGGGACUAUGGGCCACACGAGGCGGCGGCGGCCAUGAACAGGGUGGCGAAGUUGUGUGCGAGGUACCUAGCUAACUACGGUUUCUCCUUGGGCAUCAACGACGUCAUUCCGGGGCCCGAGUUGACGGAGAAGAAGGAGGACCUGAUUGAGAAGGCGUACGCAGAAUGCCUGGAUAAGAUUGCUCUGGCGAAGAAGGGUGGACUGAAGAACAAACCCGGAUGCGAUCAAGAGCAGACGCUGGAGGCUGAGAUCUCGUCAAUCCUGUCCAAUGUUCGAGAGAAGGCUGGUCAAAUUUGCAUGAGGGAACUCAGCAGGCAUAACGCGCCGCUGAUCAUGGCUACGUCUGGAUCGAAAGGUUCCGUCAUCAACGUCUGUCAGAUGGUGGCAUGUGUCGGGCAACAGAUUAUCGCUGGCCAUCGUGUCCCGGAUGGCUUCCAGGACCGAUCACUGCCUCACUUCCCCAAGAAGUCUAAGGAGCCUCCAUCCAAGGGUUUUGUCCGGAACAGUUUCUACACUGGUCUCGUCGCCACCGAGUUCCUGUUCCACGCCAUCUCUGGUCGCGAAGGCCUGGUUGACACUGCAGUGAAGACCGCGGAGACAGGUUACAUGCAACGACGACUGAUGAAGGCGCUGGAGGAUCUGACGACGCAAUACGACUUGACGGUGCGCAACUCGGCCGCGGGUGUGGUUCAAUUUCGAUAUGGUGACGAUGGUUUGGAUCCCGCGUGCUUGGAAGGGGACGCGCAGCCGAUUGACUUUGAGCGUGCGUGGGUUCACUCGGCGGCCAUCGCAUCGCGAAAGGGACGCGGCUUGCUACCUUUCGAGGUCAUGGACCUGAUGAACUCGGAAAUGGCGAAGUCGAAGUGGGUCAGCGAGUGCACGACGACCUACAUGGACUCGAUUCGCGACUUCAUCGAGGAGAAGGUCGCGAAGCGGCUGGCGAUCUUGCGAGAAAGACGCGGAAUGUACGACGCAAUGGAGCGUAUAGACGAUUGGGACGAGGAGAUGGACUUGUCAAUGGGGGCUUCGGACGCGGACAAGGCUGUCGUUGACAACAAGGCGAAGGUGACGGAGGCGCAGCUCCGUACAUUCUUGCAGAUAGCAUGGACGAAAUACGUGAAGGCGCGCAUCGAGCCUGGUUCUACCGUCGGAGCCGUCGGCGCACAGUCCAUCGGUGAGCCAGGAACGCAGAUGACGCUCAAGACUUUCCAUUUUGCUGGCGUCGCAUCUAUGAACGUCACGCUUGGUGUACCGCGUAUCAAGGAGAUCAUCAACGCGUCGAAGAACAUCAGCACGCCCAUUAUAAGCUGUAAGUUGGUGACGCGGGAUAGCGAGGCGUCUGCACGUAUUGUCAAGGGGCGGCUGGAGAAGACGAUGUUGGGUGAUAUCGCGUCGGUGUUGGAGGAGGCAUGGGCUCCCGACUACACGUACAUUGGCAUCAUUGUGGAUAUGCGGGCGAUACAGAAGCUGCAACUCGAGAUGACUCUCGAUGACAUCAAGUGGGCGAUUGUCAGCACCCGGAAACUGAAGGUCAAACAGGAGUCUAUCGUUGUACUCUCUCGCAAGAACCGAUUGCGCAUCUACAUUGAAGGCGACGAAAAGUUCUACCGAAUACGCGAUCUGAAGCGCAAUUUGGCGGAUGUUGUCGUGAAGGGCGUCCCUAGUAUUCAUCGCGCAGUCAUCAAUAUCAAGGAGAAAGAUGACUAUAGGGGAAAGAAGGGCGACAAGGAACUGCUGGUGGAAGGAUACGGCUUGCAGAAGUGCAUGAUCACGGAAGGUGUCGUGGGGGAAAUGACGACGUCCAAUCAUGUGAUUGAAGUCGCCCAAGUGUUGGGUAUCGAGGCGGCGCGGCGAACCAUCAUCAACGAGAUUCAGUACACGAUGAAGUCGCACGACAUGAACAUCGAUCCUCGGCACGUCAUGCUAUUGGGAGACGUUAUGAGCUACAAGGGCGAAGUUCUGGGAAUCACUCGCUUCGGUGUGGCCAAGAUGAAGGACAGCGUUCUCAUGCUCGCGUCCUUCGAGAAAACCACAGACCAUCUCUUUGAUGCGGCAGCUUACGGGAAAAGUGAUGCGAUUGCAGGCGUAUCAGAGAGUAUUAUCAUGGGUAACCCCGCCGCACAAUGCGGAACAUCCAUGCCCGCACUUGUCACACCAGCACCGUCAAUCAGCAAGCCAAGACCGCUGUUGUUCGAAGGGGCGUUGUAAUCUCGUCUUCGUGGCGACGGGGUAGACCUCGGGACUGGAUAUGUUGUUCUGUGUAUGUUGUACUCGAAUUUCCAUUACAUGUAUGUAAAUUAUACCAAGGUAUCGAGCGCGUCUAUAUCACGUAUCCGGUAUUGACCAUGUGUGGUCCCGAUAUCGGUACAGAUUCAUUGAAGUC
Molecule: messenger RNA, 4438 nt
Organism: Schizophyllum commune H4-8
Lineage: Eukaryota; Fungi; Basidiomycota; Agaricomycetes; Agaricales; Schizophyllaceae
Product: beta and beta-prime subunits of DNA dependent RNA-polymerase
Exons: 18
Coding region: 55-4263 (1402 amino acids)
Biological process (GO): DNA-templated transcription
Molecular function (GO): DNA binding; DNA-directed RNA polymerase activity
Source: RefSeq, a predicted model, not a curated record